AUGGAACAGCAACCGCUCCAGCCGCAGCAGGGCGAACUGAACUGGCGCCUCAGUGCUCACCCGAUUACCCUCCUGUUCUUCCUGGGCUUUCGCAUCAGCGCCCUACUGAUGUACCUCUUCGGCGUGCUCUUUAUCAAGAACUUUGUCCUCGUCUUCAUCAUCACCCUCCUCAUCCUCUCCGCCGACUUCUACUACCUCAAAAACAUUGCCGGUCGUCGCCUGGUCGGUCUCCGCUGGUGGAACGAAGUCAACACUUCCUCCGGCGACUCCACUUGGGUCUUCGAGUCCUCCGAUCCCACUACCCGCACUAUCACUGCCACGGACAAGCGUUUCUUCUGGCUGAGUCUGUACGUGACGCCUGCGCUGUGGAUCGGUCUUGCCAUUCUGGCCAUUAUCCGUUUGAGCAGUGUGAUUUGGUUGAGUCUUGUUGCCAUUGCUCUCGCGCUGACCAUCACCAACACUGUUGCGUUCUCCCGGUGCGAUCGCUUUAGUCAGGCUUCGACAUUUGCGAAUAGUGCGCUUUCGGGUGGGGUUAUGAGUAACCUUGCGGGAGGUCUGCUGGGCAGGCUUUUCAAGUAG
Molecule: messenger RNA, 579 nt
Organism: Aspergillus tubingensis
Lineage: Eukaryota; Fungi; Ascomycota; Eurotiomycetes; Eurotiales; Aspergillaceae
Product: DUF846 domain-containing protein
Exons: 3
Coding region: 1-579 (192 amino acids)
Biological process (GO): vesicle-mediated transport; protein secretion
Cellular component (GO): Golgi membrane
Source: RefSeq, a predicted model, not a curated record